Molecule: messenger RNA, 1151 nt
Organism: Impatiens glandulifera
Lineage: Eukaryota; Viridiplantae; Streptophyta; Magnoliopsida; Ericales; Balsaminaceae
Product: chlorophyllase-2
Exons: 2
Coding region: 60-1016 (318 amino acids)
Biological process (GO): chlorophyll catabolic process
Molecular function (GO): chlorophyllase activity
Source: RefSeq, a predicted model, not a curated record
AACUAAACUUAUCCACCUUGAGAAACAAGAACCAAGAACCAAGAACAAGAACAAGAUCAAUGUCACCUUCUCUUCCAAUCUCAUCUACUGUAACUAAAGUGUUUGAUACUGGGAAACACUCAACUGUCCUGCUUAAUGUUCAAACCACAACUUGCUGUAAUAAUUCAUCUGAUUCUGAUCUCCACCCUCCAAAACCCCUGCUUAUAGCAUCACCAUUAGACCAUCCAUCAGACUUCCCAGUCCUCCUUUUCCUCCAUGGCUACCUCCUCUCCAACUCUUUCUACUCUCAUCUAAUCCUCCAUAUCGCUUCCCACGGCUUCAUCGUCAUUGCUCCUCAGUUAUACACAGUAGCCGGACCUGAUUCAACCAACGAAGUCAAAUCAGCAGCUGCAAUAAUAGACUGGCUAUCAACCGGACUAGGAUCUGUACUUCCAACAGACGUAAACCCAGAUCUAACUAAGAUCGCCAUUUCAGGACACAGCCGUGGAGGGAAAACUGCGUUUGCGCUUGCCCUAGGGCUUAUAACAGUUCCAUCGCUAAAAAUCUCAGCUUUAUUAGGAAUCGACCCUGUUGAUGGAAUGGAUAAAGGAAAACAAACAGUUCCUCCGGUUCUUACCUACGUUCCUCGAUCAUUUGACCUAGAAAUGCCAGUAUUGGUUUUGGGAUCUGGAUUGGGGGAGAUUAAAAGGAAUUCUGUGUUUCCGGCGUGUGCUCCAAAAGGAGUGAAUCACGAGAACUUCUACGAUGAAUGCAAACCGCCGGCUUGCUAUUUGGUGAUUAGGGAUUAUGGACAUCUUGAUAUGUUGGAUGAUGAAACGAAAGGAGUGAGAGGAAAGGCUACGUAUUGCCUGUGUAAAAAUGGUGAAUCGAGAGAGCCGAUGAGGAAAUGCGUCGCCGGAGUUAUGGUUGCGUUCUUGAAAGCUUAUUUGAGAGAUGAUUGGGGAGAUUUGAUCGCCGUUAAAGACGGCCGGCGAGAUGCUCCGGUGGAGUUUCAAAAGAUCGACUUCUACUGGUGAAUGUUUAAUUAAUACUAAAUUAUUAUUCAAACUCAUCUAUUUAUAUAAUGUUAUUAAUAUAGUUUAUAUAUUAAUAAAAGAAAUAUAUUAAUUUAGUUUAUAUAUACUUGUUUGUUUUAGGGAGCUACAUAUAUU